Molecule: messenger RNA, 19978 nt
Organism: Coregonus sp. 'balchen'
Lineage: Eukaryota; Metazoa; Chordata; Actinopteri; Salmoniformes; Salmonidae
Source: the annotation of a GenBank genome assembly
AGUUGUUCCGUCCUGUCAGAGCUACAGCUGAGUUGGUGAUACAGUAUGUCAAGCAAGCCUCUUAUCGAGCUAAUUUUGUGUUGAUACUGUACGAAUAGACUACUGUAACACUACUACUUCUAAGUAUGAACUGAAGUGUUUGUCUGCUUACUUGCUUUGGAUAAAUGAAUGGCAAACAUUAUAGAUGUCGAGAAUGCAGGGGAUCUUCAAUCUCAAGUAUGUACCCUACUGUUGAACAGAACUCAGGGCUGGGCAUGACUGAAGUUCACAUGAGUGGAGAGCGUGACCCAUAUGUUUGUACUUUGACUCAUACUUUUAAUAUAUUUGACUCAACUGUCAAAACAGACGAGUGAAAGUUUACAGAUAAUUUGCUUUUAGAUGAAUAUAUUAUUAUUAUUAUAACUCAAUAUUACACUAUUUUCUUCAUCAGAUCGAAGAGGUCGAGGCACUUUCCUCCAUAUACGGUGACGAAUGGUGUGUUAUUGAUGAAGCAGCAAGAAUAUUUUGUAUCAAAAUAACUGAUGAUAUAGACCAUCCAAAACUGAAAGCAUGUUUACAGGUAAUUGUUUCAUAAAAUGUGUGUGUGUUUAAAAAGUUUCAGAGCAGUGUAAGACAAUAAUAACUCAAGAGUUUAAUUUCCAUAAUUAGAUCAUUCUCCCACAUGAUUACCCGAGUGCAGCGCCACCUGUCUACCAAAUAAAGUAAGCUUAUGUCGGGUUUUACAGUACAGUACACUUACACUACCUCUGAUAAACAUGCAUCAGGCAUAAAAAAAAAGGUCAUUAUUAAGACUAACAUUUGAGCCAUAUUCUGCCUUCUCUCGAAUCUGCAGUGCAGCAUGGUUGCGAGGGCCCUGAUAGAAUGACCCUGUCCAACAGCCUUGAGGAGCUCUAUGUGUAAGUGGAUUUCAUAAUCACUGACAUGAAGCACAGACUAGUUAUCCCUGAAGAUGGAGGGGAUGCCGUCAUAAGGCUAACCUAAAGAUGGAUUGCCUGAUGGUGAAGCCAUGUUAGCUCGCGUUAUUGCUGAUUACAGUCCAUUACCCUGUCUCACCCAUGUCUCUGAGGAGAUAUGCCUCCACUGACAUCAAACUAACCAGUGGUGUCUUUCCUAACAGGGAGAAUACUGGGGAGAGCAUCCUCUACCUCUGGGUGGAGAAGAUCCGGGAGUUCCUCCUGGAGAAAUCCCAAAGCACAGACACAGGUGAGAAUCACAUGUCACGUCUGAUUGAUAGUAUGCUUUAUUGUUACACUAGAGGGCAGUAAAUACAUUAUUUUUUCCAACUCCAGAAAUCCAAUUACAAAAGUGUGCACCCCAUUGCCUUCCUCAUAUAGAUAGAUAUCAAUGCCAAUGAGCUCAAACAGAAAAACUUUUGAGAAAGCUUGAUUUCGAUCUCCUUUCUUGGAGAUGACAGUCAGAAAUCUGGGGGUCUUUCAUUCAGGUCUUUGAUGUGCUCCCAUGCAUCAUUGUGCUAAGAUGAACACGACUUGGUGGGUGGUAUAUGAAAAGCCCUCUUUCCUGUUUCUGUAAUUGAACUGAAUGAAGAUCAGUAUCUGAGUAAUGGCUUUCAGUGCUGUGAGCCUGUGAUGAAACCUUUGUCAAAGAUUUUAAAAAAGAGACUGAGGAAAGAGAAGUACAUUUGGUUGUUUGUUUUAGUGUCUUUGAAAAUGGUUUUCUAUGAAUGGAUGAGUCUUAAUGCCUUUUAUUCCCCUUUUUGAAUACCAAGAAAGACAGGAUCUCAUAUUAUUCGAACUCUAUUCACUUUCUAAAGCCGUUAAGCUUGUAUUAGCUAAUUAAGCACAUUGCUUUAAUUUAGUACUAUUUCAAUGAAUGACUAUGGAAUCCAUACAUAUGGAUGCAGUCCUAUCAUUGUAAUUAUGUUCUUUCUCUCUGUACAGUUGUUAUGAUCAACUGAAAUAGGGGGAAGUAGAGAAUGUGUAUGCUGUGAAAAUUAGAUGCUGGGUAUAGGUCACAGAGCAUCCUUGCUUUAGAGGAAAUAAUUCCGUUUGGAGCACAUUCAUAAAAGUAUAAAAGGCAAGUCGAAAAUGGUACUGUUUGUUCAAAUUACAGCUUGUCUCUUCCAUAAUGAGCAACUGAUUUGGGCAAUGGUUGGUGUUAAUGCCCUCUGAACCUUAAUUUACAUUUCUUCUCAUUGCAAUGUUUUCCCCUUUUUAAUGAACUACUAUUCAAAAUGCAAUCAUUUUACUUGUGGAAGCAUCGUUAUCUAGAUUAAAAGCUGUCAGAGAAGUGAUUUGGGAUUCUUUGAUGAAAAGGCCUAUACAGUGGGGUCCAAAAUUAUUGACACCGUUGAUGAAGAUGAGCAAAAAUGACUGCAUAAAAUAAAUAAUUCAAAUACUGAGCUAUAUUGUAUCCACCACGGUAUUUUACAGUAGGUAUGGGGUUCUUUUCUGCUUAUUCAUUCUCAUUUCAACACCAAACCCACCACUGGUGUGAGUGGCCAAAGAGCUCUAUUUUCAUGUCAUCCAACAAAUGUAAAUGUCUGGAGUUUGCUAGACAGCAAUGGCACUUGAAUUGGAACUGGUGCUUUGGUCAGAUGACAUGAAAAUAGAGCUCUUUGGCCACUCACACCAGUGGUGGGUUUGGCGUUGAAAUGAGAAUGCAUAAGCAGAAAAGAACCCCAUACAGUGAGGGAAAAAAGUAUUUGAUCCCCUGCUGAUUUUGUAUGUUUGCCCACUGACAAAGACAUGAUCAGUCUAAAAUUGUAAUGGUAGGUUUAUUUGAACAGUGAGAGACAUAAUAACAACAAAAAAAUCCAGAAAAACACAUGUAAAAAAUGUUAGAAAUUGAUUUGCAUUUUAAUGAGGGAAAUAAGUAUUUGACCCCUCUGAAAAACAUGACUUAGUACUUGGUGGCAAAACCCUUGUUGGCAAUCGCAGAGGUCAGAAGUUUCUUGUAGUUGGCCAUCAGGUUUGCACACAUCUCAGGAGGGAUUUUGUUCCACUCCUCUUUGCAGAUUUUCUCCAAGUCAUUAAGGUUUCGAGGCUGACGUUUGGCAACUCAAACCUUCAGCUCCCUCCACAGAUUUUCUAUGGGAUUAAGGUCUGGAGACUGGCUAGGCCACUCCAGGACCUUAAUGUGCUUCUUCUUGAGCCACUCCUUUGUUGCCUUGGCCGUGUGUUUUGGGUCAUUGUCAUGCUGGAAUUCCCAUCCACGACCCAUUUUCAAUGCCCUGGCUGAGGGAAGGAGGUUCUCACCUAAGAUUUGACAGUACAUGGCCCCGUCCAUCGUCCCUUUGAUGCGGUGAAGUUGUCCUGUCCCCUUAGCAGAAAAACACCACCAAAGCAUAAUGUUUCCACCUCCAUGUUUGACGGUGGGGAUGGUGUUCUUGGGGUCAUAGGCAGCAUUCUUCCUCUUCCAAACACGGCGAGUUGAGUUGAUGCCAAAGAGCUCGAUUUUGGUCUCAUCUGACCACAACACUUUCACCCAGUUCUCCUCUGAAUCAUUCAGAUGUUCAUUGGCAAACUUCAGACGGCCCUGUAUAUGUGCUUUCUUGAGCAGGGGGACCUUGCGGGCACUGCAGGAUUUCAGUCCUUCACGGCGUAGUGUGUUACCAAUUGUUUUCUUGGUGACUAUGGUCCCAGCUGCCUUGAGAUCAUUGACAAGAUCCUCCCGUGUAGUUCUAGGCUGAUUCCUCACCGUUCUCAUGAUCAUUGCAACUCCACGAGGUGAGAUCUUGCAUGGAGCCCCAGGCCGAGGGAAAUUGACAGGUCUUUUGUGUUUCUUCCAUUUGUGAAUAAUCGCACCAACUGUUGUCACCUUCUCACCAAGCUGCUUGGCGAUGGUCUUGUAGCCCAUUCCAGCCUUGUGUAGGUCUACAAUCUUGUCCCUGACAUCCUUGGAGAGCUCUUUGGUCUUGGCCAUGGUGGAGAGUUUGGAAUCUGAUUGAUUGAUUGCUUCUGUGGACAGGUGUCUUUUAUACAGGUAACAAGCUGAGAUUAGGAGCACUUUAAGAGUGUGCUUCUAAUCUCAGCUCGUUACCUGUAUAAAAGACACCUGGGAGCCAGAAAUGUUUCUGAUUGAGAGGGGGUCAAAUACUUAUUUCCCUCAUUAAAAUGCAAAUCAAUUUAUAACAUUUUUAACAUGCGUGUUUCUGGAUUUUUUUGUUCUCUCACUGUUCAAAUAAACCUACCAUUAAAAUUAUAGACUGAUAAUUUCUUUGUCAGUGGGCAAACGUACAAAAUCAGCAGGGGAUCAAAUACUUUUUUCCCUCACUGUAGUCAAGGCAGAAAGGGCCUUCAAAGUCACUCAAACACAUCAUGGGACACAAAUAUAUACAAUCACAAAUACACAUUGAAUUCAUUUCCCAGCCUGUCCAUCUUUCUACUUCUCUCACAGUGGAGCAACCAGAGGUGAGAAAUAUGGCAACAGAGGAGGAGGAAGUGGCGGAUGAUGAAGAAAUGCCAGAUUACCGCGCUCUGAAGCUGAACACAGAGAAUGCACACCUCUUCGAAAAUCACUCAAGUGGUAUGGCACUGACUGCAUAUUCUUGAAUAGAGAAAUAAUAAAAAAAACUAGUGGAAUUUCUAAGCCUCAAUUAUACACUUAUCUGAAAUGAAGUAACAGUUUACAUUUUGUAUAUAAACUGAAUUGUGCUUGCUGCCCACAUGUUAAUCCAGUGUUAAUUGGUUAUUCCGUGUGCUUUUUAUUUUUGUGUUUAUAAAUCUUUGUAGAUGAGGAACUACCUCCUAUUAAACUGGGGGAGACGAUAACAGAAAGACGCAGCACCUUCCAACCGCACCUAGCCCCUGUGGUAACACCUAGACAGGUACUGUGUAGGCCCUCACCUGUCUCCCUCCUCUCUCUGACUAUAUUACAUGAAUAUUCUCACAUCCAUCACAGAACGAGUUAGGCAAGGAAAUCACAAGCCUUAUAAUCUUCAAAACCAUGCUAGACAAUGCUACCCUGUUGGGAGAGAGAAGAAGCUGUGAGUUAAAGCUCAUGUGGAGAGGAUGUCAUUUCAAUGCUAAUGUGCCUCCAAUAUGGAAAACUAAACAUCCUCAGGCUGUGCUCCUGCUGUUAAAUGUUCUCAGGAGAAAAACAGAAAGAGCUGCUUUAAACAUAUCUCACCUGCCAUCAUAUGCAAUUUAGACAGUGAUGAUUAUGUAAUUUCCUGGAGAGUACAUUAACUGUGUAGAUGUGAUGGGAACGUAAUUACAGUGCACAUUGUACCAUAAGCAUCAACAGUUAACUAUUAAACAACUGUAUGCGUCUCUUUUUACAUGCUGUACAUUUUCAGUAUUACGAUUACCCACCCAAUAUACAAGUAGGCUAUUUUUAUAAGAAAACUGUUUAUACAAACUUUUGAAAUAAAGUUAUCUAAUAUAUUGUCAUGAGUAGGAGUCAACCGCUCCUGUUUGGGGUUUUAUCUUAGUUUUUCUGUUGGAUAUGCAAUCUGUUUGAAGAGGAAUCAAGCAGACAUUGUGUUGAAAAUGAUUACCCUCAUCUUUAUGCACCACACAGGAGUUCUCAGAUGAGAGUGGGGUACCUUUCUGUCUUUACUGCAGAAGUUGUACUUUGGGGAUAGAUGUAUCCCAUCAUACUUCUAAUGUUGAGAGUAUGAUUAGAGGAAAGGAGGCAAUUCAAACAGAUUUGUUUUUGUGUUUCAGGUUAGAAUGGUUCUUGAAAAGCUGUAUGAAAACAAGAAGAUUGCAAGUGCCACUCACAAUAUUUAUGCAUACAGGUAGAGCAUCCAGUUUUGAAUAUACAUAACAUGUUUUAAUAUUCACAGUGGGUGUAUAUCUCUCUAAUCACACAGUUGAUCACUUGUUAUUUGAUGAUGAGAAAAAAAAAAGUAAUUUCUGUCAACAGAGCUCAUUAAGGCUCUUAGAGCUCAAGUACAAACAAGGUGGAAAAUAGGUUUAAUGAAUUACAUUGAGCCUUUAUGAGAUGCUUGAUAUGCUUUCUGGGUGGUCAUUAACCCAACAGGAGAUGCUGACAUUUAGAGCAUUGAAAGUUUCCUUCGAAGAGCCAUGCAGUUUACGUACAUUCUCAACCUAAAAGUCUCAACCAACUACAACCUUUAUUCUCUGUAUUGUAGGAUAUACUGUGAAGACAAGCAGAGUUUCCUGCAGGACUGUGAGGAUGAUGGAGAGACCGCAGCGGGAGGACGAUUGCUUCACUUACUACAGGUGCUUUUGCUCUCUGUCCACUUUGCUCCGUUCCCUCUAGUGCUUCAUUCAGUAUUCACACAGUUGCCUUAUGCCUCAGGGACCCAUUUUACGUUUUCAAACCAACCCUCUGUGGUUCACUGACCCUCUACUGUUUAUAACUUGAAUAUAAUGUUAAGUCGAAGGUAAUAUACAAUAUAUCCUAUUCAAUAUUCACUUUGAUAAGUAAGUAGCCUUGCACAAGCCUUGGCAGGAGCCUAUGUCCUGUUUCUGUAGCGUGAGGCAGCUUGAUGUACAAGUACACACCCUGUACGCUAGUCAUAUGGAAUUGUUUUAAGACUGUCAUACUAUGGAUCAUUUAGCUAUUUGAUUUUGAAUUUUAGGAAACCUUUAGGUAUUCAUUUAUUUUAUGAAAAAAUGAUUUGAUAAAAUAUAGAAUUUGGCCUUUACUACUAUAUCCCAGAGAAACGCAUUGAAUAACAUUAAUAAAUGGCAAAAAAUACAGUCAAAAAAUCAAUCAUAAGAAACAAACAUUUCUAAAAACCAGAUUUUCAGCUUUUCUAAAAAAGCUGGUUGAGAGAAUGACAAGAGUGUGCAAAGCUGUCAUCAAGGCAAAGGGUGGCUUCUUUGAAGAAUCUCAAAUAUAACAUAUAUUUUGAUUUGUUUAACACUUUUUUGGUUACUACAUGAUUCCGUAUGUGUUAUUUCAUAGUUUUGAUGUCUUCACUAUAAUUCUACAAUGUAGAAAAUAGUAAAAAUAAAGAAAACCCUGGAAUGAAUAGGUGUGUCCAAACUUUUGACUGGUACUGUAUAUAUAUUUGUUACCCACAUUUAUAACAAAAAUUGGGUUGGCACAAACUACCUUCAUACAGUACUUUUUUUACCGGUACCGGUUAUCUUCAGACGAGUCCCGUGAUACUUGUGGGGGUCAUAGAGCAAAACGGAGAACACCUUCGUGAGAGUCUCACCCUUUCCAUAAUAGUUUGUAGGUCAAACCGUUCGGACGCUACAGACGUUUUCGUGAGAGGACUGAUUUUCAGGAUAUGUCAUAGUCUGACAAACACCUCUUUAGCUCUGCCGGUGCAUCAAUCGACUCUAGGGAGUUCAUUAAUGCUGAAUGGCAAGCAGAGACUCAUUUUUACAGUCUUAAAAAAAAAAAAUUUUAUUUUUGAUAUACAGAUGUUCGAUUUGUUUAUUCUGCCUGUCCUUUGGAAUUUUCCAAAUGGAUUAACAAUUCCACAUUGAACACAGCAUGAUGAUGAAAUACGGCCAUGACAUCUGUUUGGUGAGUAGGCAUAUGCUCAAUGAUUCUGAUGGAACCUGUCUGUUUAGGGGGGUUAUAGCCUAGGCUAACCAAUUCUAAAUGGCACUAGCAGUUUUCAAAGUAGCAUAAGCUGAAAAUAGACGGGAAGCAAUUAUUCCAAAACUGCAGGGCAUUGUUGGAACAUAUUUUCCUACUUCAGUCAACCAGUCCAUUUCGAAUUUGUUGAGCUUUGACGUCCAUUCGAGUAUUCAUGCCCAUCCCUAAUUCAAGCAAGCAUUCAAUACUGUCCCAGUCAAUACUAGUGGGUACAGACUGAGGCUCCAACAAUCAAAUCGUUUUCAUGCCCUCUGUUUCAUGCAUUCGUAUUCACCCACAGCAUCCACAAAAUCAGCCGGCAUGAAUGCCAAAUGUCAGACUAUGACAGUGGGAGUGCACCACUGUGAAAUGCAUCAUUGGAUUUAUCUGCUGGAGUCCAGAGUCUUGUUUACACGUUUCUCAGAUGAAUCUGCCUUUGAUGGUAUCCCCUUGCCAAAAUCAAUAGCAAUGGACCAUGAAUGGGAUGAGACAUCUUGAAAGGAAUUUGUACUGAGCUGAACGGUUCAGCCUGAAUCUAUGCUCUGGACAAUAUGAUUUUGUCCAGUCGGUUCAAUGGAGACCGACUUAUGACUGACCAUAGCACUUGUUCCAAUCCAAGUGCCAAUGCCGUUUAUCAAACUCCAGACGGUGCUAUAUUCAAAUUACAUGAAGAUAGAGCUCUUUGGCCACAAACACCAGUGGUGGGUUAGGUGUUGAAAAACGGAAGUAUAUACAGAAAAGUACCUCAUACCUACUGUAAAAUAUGAUGGUGGAUCUUUGAUGUUCUGGGGCUAUUUUGCUUCCCCUGGUCCUGUGGCCCUUGUUAAGGUCAACGGCAUCAUGAACUUUACCAAGUACCAGGACAUUUUAGCCAGAAACCUGGUUGCCUCUGCCAGGAGGCUGACACUUGGCUGCAAGUGGAUCUUCCAGCUAGACAAUAACCCCAAGCACAAAUCAAAAUCCACAAAGAUGAUAUGGCCAAUAUCCCACGGCUAAGGGCUGUUCUUAAGCACGACGCAACGCGGAGUGCCUAGAUUUAGCUGUGGUAUAUUGGCCAUAUACCACAAACCCCCGAGGUGCCUUAUUGCUAUUAUAAACUGAUUACCAAUGUAAUUAGAACCAGUAAAAAUAAAUGUUUUGUCAUACCCAUGGAAUACGGUCUUAUAUCCCACGGCUUUCAGCCAAUCAGCAUUCAGUGCUCAAACCACCCAGUUUAUAAUUGACAUUUUGCAAUGGCCAUCUCAGUCUUCGGACUUGAACCCGUUUGAAAACUUGUGGUUUGAAUUUAAAAGGACAGUCCAUAACCGCAGAUGAAGGAUAUCAAGGAUCUGGAAAGAUUCUGUAUGGAGGAAUGGUCUAAGAUCCUUCCCAAUGUGUUCUCCAACUCAUAAAACAUUUUAGAAAAAUGUAUUGAAAGGUAUUGGAAAAACGGGGUGUCAAUCAUUUUGGCCCCUACCUUUUUGAGUAAAAAAAAUAUUACUUCUCUGAGCAAUUGUAUUAGUAUAAAAAUAUAUAAUUUCCCCAAUUUGUUGAGCAUACAAUAUAGCUCAGUAUUUGAAUUAUUUAUUUUAGUCUUUUUUGCUCAUCUUUCUCAAGGGUGCCAAUAAUUUUGGACCUGACUGUAUGUCAUCAUCUUUCCAUUGUCACUGAAUCUGACCUAACAAGUGAAGAGAAGAGCCUUCAGUCACCCCCCACCACUACCACCCAGGUGCUUUUGGGUAACAUUCUGAUUAAUGUUCUACUUGAACCUCUCAACACUGACAGGCAAUUUACUUUGAGGGCUCAUUCUAAAUCUCUUUUUCUCUCAUCUAUUUUCCUCUCAGACCCCUUCUUCGUCUCCUGGUUUUGAAUUUAGUAUUUACUCAUUUUGGCAGUACGAAUGUGAAGUGCAGAGCGGAGAAUAAAGGGAGACGUUUAUUAUUACAGUUAAUAGACAGAUGGCAUUGGCGUUGUCUCCCAUAGCCAAAUUCUCCCCUGCUGCGUGUAGGGCUGUUGAUUGACAGCGGAGGGACUGAGGCAGAUAUUUUCCUGAAUAAAGGUUUAUUCUUUAAGAUGCAUCCUGUGUCAGCUGCAAAGCUGAAACCAGGCUUCCAGGGGGUGUUCACUAGUCAUCCCCUGUCACAGUGGCCUUUCAAUCGUCUUGCUAAUCAUCACAUCCUCUUUGAUAUGAGGAGGUGCUUGAGUACAUGGACCAAUGACCAGAAUGUUGCUCAUCCAAAUCUCCAAGCACACUGUUGUUGGAACCCUGAGAGAGUUGACAUACAGUUGAAGUCGGAAGUUUACAUACACCUUAGCCAAAUACAUUUAAACUCAGUUUUUCACAAUUCCUGACAUUUAAUCCUAGUAAAAAUUCCCUGUCUUAGGUCAGUUAGGAUCACCACUUUAUUUUAAGAAUGUGAAAUGUCAGAAUAAUUUAUUUCAGCUUUUAUUUCUUUCAUCACAUUCCCAGUGGGUCAGAAGUUUACAUACCCUCAAUUAGUAUUUGGUAGCAUUGCCUUUACAUUCUUUAACUUCGGUCAAAUGUUUCGGGUAGCCUUCCACAAGCUUCCCACAAUAAGUUGGGUGAAUUUUGGCCCAUUCCUCCUGACAGAGCUGGUGUAACUGAGUCAGGUUUGUAGGCCUCCUUGCUCGCACACGCUUUUUCAGUUCUGCCCACACAUUUUCUAUAGGAUUGAGGUCAGGGCUUUGUGAUGGCCACUCCAAUACCUUGACUUUGUUGUCCUUAAGCCAUUUUGCCACAACUUUGGAAGUAUGCUUGGGGUCGAUUUGGAAGACCCAUUUGCGACAAAGCUUUAACUUCCUGACUGAUGUCUUGAGAUGUUGCUUCAAUAUAUCCACAUAAUUUUCCUUCCUCAUGAUGCCAUCUAUUUUGUGAAGUGCACCAGUCCCUCCUGCAGCAAAGCACCCCCACAGCAUGAUGCUGCCACCCCCGUGCUUCACAGUUGGGAUGGUGUUCUUCGGCUUGCAAGUAACCCCCUUUUUCCUCCAAACAUAACAUGGGUCAUUAUGGCCAAACAGUUCUAUUUUUGUUUCAUCAGACCAGAGGACAUUUCUCCAAAAAGCAUGAUCUUUUUCCCCAUGUGCAGUUGCAAACCGUAGUUUGGCUUUUUUAUGGCGGUUUUUGGAGCAGUGGAUUCUUCCUUGCUGAGCGGCCUUUCAGGUUAUGUUGAUAUAGGACUCAUUUUACUGUGGAUAUAGAUAUUUUUGUACCUGUUUCCUCCAGCAUCUUCACAAGGUCCAUUGCUGUUGUUCUGGGAUUUAUUUGCACUUUUCGCACCAAAGUACGUUCAUCUCUAGGAGACAGAACGUGUCUCCUUCCUGAGCGGUGUGACGGCUGCGUGGUCCCAUGGUGUUUAUACUUGCGUACUAUUGUUUGUACAGAUGAAUGUGGUACCUUCAGGCGUUUGAAAAUUGCUCCCAAGGAUGAACCAGACUUGUGGAUGUCUACAAUUCUUUUUCUGAGGUCUUGGCUGAUUUAUUUUGAUUUUCCCAUGAUGUCAAGCAAAGAGGCACUGAGUUUGAAGGUAGGCCUUGAAAUACAUUCCACAGGUACACCUCCAAUUGACUCAAAUUAUGUCAAUUAGCCUAUCAAAAGCUUCUAAAGCCAUAACAUCAUUUCCUGGUUUAAAGGCACAGUCAACUUAGUGUAUGUAAACUUCUUACCCACUGGAAUUGUGACACUGUGAAUUAUAAGUGAAAUAAUCUGUCUGUAAACAAUUGUUGGAAAAAUUACUUCUGUCAUGCACAAAGUAGAUGUCCUAACUGACUUGCCAAAACUAUAGUUUGUUAACAAGAAAUGUGUGGAGUGGUUGAAAAACGAGUUUUAAUGACUCCAACCUAAGUGUAUGUAAACUUCCAACUUCAACUGUAAAUCAUCUGUUAAGGGAAGAUGAUGCUAGCUAUUAAGUCUGUUAUCUAUAUUUCGCUGUGGGAACAAUCCUACCACAACGAUUCUCUCUGUAUGCUGAUGUCUUUAUCUUGGGAGAGGAAAACAUGUCUGUAUGCCUCUGUUUACGCUUAACAUCGGCUUUAUAAUCCUUCCCCAAACAGCCAUUAUUUGUGAUUCAUAUCUGUCAUGUGAUGAUGGAAUUUUUUUCAGCCCUCUUUGGGUCUAUGCCAAACCUGUAUUGUCCUAACAGAGCACAAGCACACACAAUAAUCAACAUCCACACAUACAGGAUCUAACACAUCUAUCAUGUGCCACUGUCAUUCUCUCUGUGCCAACACCACUCUGUUGUUACACCUCAGAUCCUGGAUGUGCGGAAUGUGCUGGUGGUUGUGUCUCGCUGGUAUGGAGGGAUUCUGCUGGGUCCAGACCGUUUCAAACACAUCAACAACUCUGCCAGAAACAUCCUGGUCCAGGAGGGAUACACUUCCUCUGCGGUGAGACCCUCUCUCCUUAUUAGUAAGGUGUACAAGUACGUUUAGUGACUUCAGUCUGAAUGUUGAACAAGACCUUGGAAGUAAUUCAAAAUGAAUACUGUGUGCGAAAUGAAUCUUACAUCUAUAUUUAAGUUUAAAUGUUUGUUUGUAAUCAAGCUUGAUGCAGAAUUGUUUUUGCGUUCCUCGUUUUUGGAAGCUUUUGACAUAAGCAGGCAUAUACAGUACAUAGAACCUAAUCUGAAAGUCUAAUGGUUCUUUCCCCUCUACUUAUCUGAAACAAUUGUUAUUUAUGGAAAGUGGGAUUGGUUCAGAGCGGAUUGGAUUUUCUACUCUGAGUUAAACUGAAUGAUGUUCUGUUUCCCCUCAUUUCUGUGCAAAUGAGGUCUUUGAAACAGGUGGCAAGAUUGUCAUGGUUAAAAAGAUGCUGGCACUCUAUUGUUCCUCUGUGUCUGUAGUCUUUACCUAAUUAUCUCCUUAAAUAAAAACAUCAGUUCAUUCAGAACAGUUAUUAUUUUUUACUUUUUAUAAGUCAAUAACACUUGGGCAUAUAACCAAUUGAAGAUGGUGUCCAACUUUCCAAUUUGUUGUCAUUAUUGUUGUUAUUAAUAUGGAAAGCCCUUAGCUUGUGUCUCUGAAGGAAAUUAUGCAUGACCCCUUUAGAUCCUCCAGAAUCACCUUAAUGACUGCUUCUCUGUUAUUGUUUUAUGGUGCAGCACGAUGGGAACCAUUCAGUCACAAACUAGAGGUCAUGUGCUAUAGUAGUGGCAGAGUGCCACUGAAUAUCUUAAAGGGAUACUUUGGGAUUUUGGCAAUGAGGCCCUUUAUAUACUUCCCCAGAGUCAGAUGAACUAGUGCAGGGUUCCCCAACUGGUGGCCCCAAGUAUUCUGAGCCAAAAUUUAAAAAAUGUUUUAUUGUUGUACAUAAGACUGUCAAAACACCAGGAAAUCAGCUCCAAGUGAUUUUAAUUUAAGAAAUCUGUUCACAAGUAUUCCCACGCAUAAUAGAGAGACACGUGAUCGUAUACAAAUGUAAGCAAUGUUUGAAAUGAUUUUGUUUUAGUCAAACAUUUAUAUCUGUUUGGGCUUCUUGCGGUCAAUUUGCAAUCUACACAUUUUUUGUAAUUAUGUUCCGGCCCUCUGACCAUCCGGUCAAUAAAUAUCUAGUUGAGGAUCCCUGAACUAGUUGAUACCAUUUUUAUGUUUCUGUGUCCAGUAUGAAGGAAGUUAGAGGUAGUUUUGUGAGCCAAUGCUAAGUAGCGUUGACAGGAAGUCUACGGGUAUCUGCUAGAAUGCUAGUAGAUACCCAUAGACUUCCAGUUAUUGCACGCUAGUUAGCACUGACUCGCGAAACUACCUCUAACUUUAAACAUACUGGACACAGAGACAUAAAAAUGGUUUCCACAAGUAAUCUGUCUCUGCGAAAGAAGAUAAAGGGCCUCAUUGACAAAAUCCCAAAGUAUCCCUUUAAGUAUAAGUAUGGGAGUGGAAGCUUUUCAUGUUUGUGUCCCACUUCCAUUUACCAUUCACUACACACAAUAACCAAAUCCCAAACCAUGCUGACAUGAGAUGAAACGGCAUCAAAUAUCAAAUGACUGUGUGCAGUGCCAACAGCUCCAUUUUCAAUGGAGUAGCAACUGGUCUCAAACAAGUUUAAGUACCUGUUCUGACAGAGCUGACUGAAACCUCUUAAAAAGGGAAUAAAUCAUUGUUUCAGAUCUAUUCAGGCCCAGAAAGUGGUUCCGGGAAAUAAUCAUACUGCUAAAAAAGUGAAGAGGACGUGCCUUCCACAACUAUGCUCAUUAUAGCUUGCAAAUAGGUUGUCCAAUGUGACAAUAUUGUUACUCUUUCUAAUAGAAGUCUAGGUUGGGCAGCAAUUUGUUUUGCUAAAUUGCCAAGUAUGCUUAUGGUUCACGAGAUUGCAAUUUUCACGCUUGAUUUAAUGAAACUUUAUACGUUUGCCUUGCUGUGAAGCGGUUGUAUGAUUUAACAAUCAAUACAUUGUAAUUAUCACCAGUUUAGCUGUACAGAGUGAGCUUAGCAGGAAGCCAAACAUGAGGCUUCAGACUAAAUAGACAGCUUUGGCUAAGAUAUGGGUGCACUAUUGCUUCGGUAGCGAGUAAACCAUUGCACUGCUUCUUAGGGCUGGUACAAUUACCGUAUAACCAAUUUCUGAGGUUUGGGAUGAGUUGGACCACAGAGUGAAGGAAAAGCAGCCAACAAGUGUUCAGCAUAUGUGGGAACUCCUUCAAGACUGUUGGAAAAGCAUUCCAGGUGAAGCUGGUUGAGAGAAUGCCAAGAGUGUGCAAAGCUGUCAUCAAGGCAAAGGAUGGCUACUUUGAAGAAUCUCAAAUUUAAAAUAUAUUUUGAUUUGUUGAACACUUUUUUGGUUACUACAUGAUUCCAUAUGUGUUAUUUCAUAGUUUUGAUGUCUUCACUAUUAUUCUACAAUGUAGAAAAUAGUAAAAAUAAUGAGAAACCCUUGAAUUAGUAGGUGUGUCCAAACCUCUGACUGGUACUGUAUAUUUAAAAAUAAAUCUAUUUUAUUUAGAAAAAUAUUUUUGGGGAUUUCUUUAUGUAAAAAUAAUGAUUUUAUGAAUAUCGCUAGCUGUAACAUAAUACCAUUGUGGAUACCAUUUUUAUGUCUCUGCAUCCAGUAUGAAGGACAUUAGAGGUAGUUUCACGAGCCAAUAGCUGGAAGUUUACAGGAACAGUUAGCAUGCUCUGACUCUGGGGAAGUAGAUACAGUGCUUUCGGAAAGUAUUCACAUUUUCCACAUUGUUACAUUAGCCUAAUUCUAAAAUUGAUUAAAUAAAUAAAUACAUCUCAUCAAUCUACACACAAUACCCCAUAAUGACAAAGCGAAAAAAACAGGUUUUUAGAAAUGUUUGCAAAUGUAUUUCAAAUAAAGAAAACAGGAAUACCUUAUUUACAUAAGUAUUCAGACCCUUUGCUAUGAGACUUGAAAUUGAGCUCAGGUGCAUCCUGUUUCCAUUGCUCAUCCUUCAGAUUUUUCUACAACUUGAUUGGAGUCCACCUGUGGUAAAUUCAAUUGAUUGGACAUGAUUUGGAAAGGCACACACUUCAAAUUUUCCCUGAGGUUGCUACAACCUAGCCUAUGAAUGAAAGUUUACAACGUAGGUGCACAGGUCGAGAGAAUCUUGAGUAAUCAAGGUGACAGACAGUGACACAUUCAAUACCGCCUUGCACACUCUUGCCCGCAUCUAUCUAGCUGAUCUAGGGUGUAAUCAUUAGUCCAACAGUUGCAAAUGAGAGUUUCUAUUGGACAAAUUCAGGUAUGUUUAUCCCCGUUUCGUUACGUUGGCUUCCGUUUAAGAAAUGUUUUUCAACAGAAUCGGCAGAAUGAAUACACCCCUUAUCACACGCAAACACAGUUCACUUUUAUAGCAGCCACACACAUAACAACAGCAUGAUCACUUUGCUCAUUGUAUAUAUACAGUGGGGAAAAAAAGUAUUUAGUCAGCCACCAAUUGUGCAAGUUCUCCCACUUAAAAAGAUGAGAGAGGCAUGUAAUUUUCAUCAUAGGUACACGUCAACUAUGACAGACAAAAUGAGGAAUAAAAAUCCAGAAAAUCACAUUGUAGGAUUUUUAAAGAAUUUAUUUGCAAAUUAUGGUGGAAAAUAAGUAUUUGGUCAAUAACAAAAGUUUCUCAAUACUUUGUUAUAUACCCUUUGUUGGCAAUGACACAGGUCAAACGUUUUCUGUAAGUCUUCACAAGGUUUUCACACACUGUUGCUGGUAUUUUGGCCCAUUCCUCCAUGCAGAUCUCCUCUAGAUCAGUGAUGUUUUGGGGCUGUCGCUGGGCAACACGGACUUUCAACUCCCUCCAAAGAUUUUCUAUGGGGUUGAGAUCUGGAGACUGGCUAGGCCACUCCAGGACCUUGAAAUGCUUCUUACGAAGCCACUCCUUCGUUGCCCGGGCGGUGUGUUUGGGAUCAUUGUCAUGCUGAAAGACCCAGCCCGUUUCAUCUUCAAUGCCCUUGCUGAUGGAAGGAGGUUUUCACUCAAAAUCUCACGAUACAUGGCCCCAUUCAUUCUUUCCUUUACACGGAUCAGUCGUCCUGGUCCCUUUGCAGAAAAACAGCCCCAAAGCAUGAUGUUUCCACCCCCAUGCUUCACAGUAGGUAUGGUGUUCUUUGGAUGCAACUCAGCAUUCUUUGUCCUCCAAACACGAAGAGUUGAGUUUUUACCAAAAAGUUAUAUUUUGGUUUCAUCUGACCAUAUGACAUUCUCCCAAUCCUCUUCUGGAUCAUCCAAAUGCACUCUAGCAAACUUCAGACGGGCCUGGACAUGUACUGGCUUAAGCAGGGGGACACGUCUGUCACUGCAGGAUUUGAGUCCCUGGCGGCGUAGUGUGUUACUGAUGGUAGGCUUUGUUACUAGGUCCCCCUGUGUGGUUCUGGAAUUUUUGCAUUUUGACCCCACGGGGUGAGAUCUUGCGUGGAGCCCCAGAUCGAGGGAGAUUAUCAGUGGUCUUGUAUGUCUUCCAUUUCCUAAUAAUUGCUCCCACAGUUGAUUUCUUCAAACCAAGCUGCUUACCUAUUGCAGAUUCAGUCUUCCCAGCCUGGUGCAGGUCUACAAUUUUGUUUCUGGUGUCCUUUGACAGCUCUUUGGUCUUGGCCAUAGUGGAGUUUGGAGUGUGACUGUUUGAGGUUGUGGACAGGUAUAUUUUAUACUGAUAACAAGUUCAAACAGGUGCCAUUAAUACAGGUAACGAGUGGAGGACAGAGGAGCCUCUUAAAGAAGAAGUUACAGGUCUGUGAGAGCCAGAAAUCUUGCUUGUUUGUAGGUGACCAAAUACUUAUUUUCCACCAUAAUUUGCAAACAAAUUCAUUAAAAAUCCUACAAUGUGAUUUUCUGUAUAUAUAAUCCUUCUCGCAACUACGAGCUCUCCUCCUCUCACCUUUUCACUUCGCUUGUGCACUUCAGUACACAACACAUAAGCUGUCUGUGACCAGGCGAAAAAACCUUUCCAAGCCAAACCUUCAUAUCAUGACCGCUAACCGUUACACACAGCCUACAUCGUUGUCACGUCAUAGUCAACUAGAACUACUAGAACUAAUGCGUUAGUAAACCCGCUACAAUCAUGCAGUACAGUGUACAGUCAGAAAGCCAGUUUAGCAGUUACACCGGCGGGCCCCGGUGGCAAUAAAUUAAUAAAACCAAAAGCUUACCUUGACUUGGAAGAGUUCCAGUGUUGGAUAGCCAUAGCCAGCUACCUAACAUUGCAUCCCUCUCUGUUUGAGCCGGGUGUUUGAGUUUGAGUAGGCUAAACUAGCUCGCUGCAUUAGCUAGCUAAGUGAAAGUGAAAUUUAACAAAAACUCACCACAUUUUAUGCACUGCACUGCUAGCUAGCUGUAGCUGUAGCUUUCAGUACAUUAUCUGGUCCUUUAAUUGGGUGGACAACAUGUCAGUUCAUGCUGCAAGAGCUCUGAUAGGAUGGAGGACAUCCUCCGGAAGUGGUCAUAAUUACUGUGUAAGUCUAUGGAAGGGGGUGAGAACCAUGAGCUUCCUAGGAUUUGUAUUGAAGUCAACAUACCCAGAGGAGGACAGAAGCUAGCUGUCCUCCGGCUACACCAUUGUGCUACCCUAAAGAGUGCUGCUGAGGAGCCUCCACUGAAGAAAACCCUCUGAGUUCUAUUAGAUAGCUAUGGCAUAGGUUGAAAAGCCAUAAAACAUACGUUUUCUCAACAACAGGUUAUGGUCAAUAAUAUCAAAGGCUGCACUAAAAUCGAACAUUACAGCUCUCACAAUCUUCUUAUUAUCAACCAAUCAUCAGUCAUUUGUGUCACUGCAGUACAUGUUGCGUGCCCUUCUCUAUAAGCAUGCUGAAAGUCUGUUGUGAAUUUGUUUACAGAAAAAUAGCAUUGUAUUUGGUCAAACACCAUUUUUUCCAACAGUUUGCUAAGAGCUGGCAGCAAGCUGAUAGGUCUGCUGUUAAAACAAGUGAAGGCCGCUUUACCAUUCUUGGUUAGGGGAAUGACUUGGGCUUCCCUCCAUGCCUGAGGACAAACACCUUCCUCUAGGCUCAGAUUAAAGAUAUGACAGAUAGGAGUGGCCAUAGAGUCAGCUACCAUCCUCAGUAGCUUUCCAUCUAAGUUGUCAAUGCCAGGAGGUUUGUCAUUAUUGAUCGAUAACAAUACUUUUUCCACUUCUCCCACACUAACUUUACAAAAUUAAAAUUUAAAAUUAUUUUAUUUUGUAAUUUGUUUUAUUAAUGCAUGAAUACGAUGGCUUACAGUUCGUUGUUGGCAUUUCUUGCUGAAUUUUGCCCACUUAGCCAAUGAAGUAAUGAUUAAAAUAAUUGGCAACAUCAAAUGGUUUUGUGACGAAUAAGCCAUCUGAUUCGAUGAAAGAUGGAGUUGAAUUUGUCUUUCUGCCCAUAAUGUCAUUUAAAGUACUGCAAAGUUUGUUUUUCAUCAUUCUUUAUAUCAUUGAUCUUGGCUUCAUAAUACAGUUCUUCUUUUUGUUGAGUUAAUUUCUCAAUUUGCAGUAAGUCAGCAAGUCAGACUUAUUAGCCACUUCUUUUGGCCCAUCUCUUUCAACCGUACAGUUUUUCAAUUCCUCAUCAAUCCAUGGAGCCUUAACAGUUCUAACAGUCAGUUUCUUAACAGGUGCAUGUUUAUCAAUAAUUGGAAGAAGCAAUUUCAUAAAUUCAUGUAGUGCAGCGUCUGGAUGCUCCUUAUAUUUUAAACAUAAUCCACAUAAGAGUCACAGAUAAAUCUUAUACACUAUUUUAGGCCCAGCUUUUGGAACUUUGGCUCUCCUAGAUAUAGCCACUAUAUUGUGAUCACUGGAUCCAAUGGGUACGGAUACAGCUUUAGAACAAAGUUCUACAGUAUUAGUAAAAAUGUGAUCAAUACAUGUGGAUGAUCUUGUUCCUAUAGUGUUUGUAAACACCCUGGUAGGUCGAUUUAAUAACCUGAACCAGAUUACAGGCACUGGUUACAGGGAUCCAAACUCAAAAGGUAGCUAGCUAGUAACCAAACCUUUUAUUGAUGUUUAUUUCUUUUUCUAUUAUUAUUCUAAUUAUUAUUAUUUUUAACCCUUUUUCUCCCCAAUUUCAUAGUAUCCAAUUGGUAGUUACAGUCUUGUCUCAUCGCUGCAACUCCCCUACGGACUCAGGAGAGGCGAUGGUCGAGAGCCAUGCGUCCUCCGAAACACGACCCUGCCAAGCCGCACUGCUUCUUGACACACUGCUCGCUUAACCCGGAUGCCAGCCGCACCAAUGUGUCGGAGGAAACACCGUCCAACUGAUGACCGAAGUCAGCUUGCAGGCGCCUGGCCUGCCACAAGGAGUCGCUAGAGCAUGAUGAGACUUUCAAUAGAUCACUUCUUCAAAGACUUUAAAAACUUUCCAAAACAACAAACCGAGCUCUCCCUUGUUCAGCGAGUUGUCUGGCCAAUGUGGUCUUCUUGUGGAAUAAUGAAUGCAACAUGGUGGUUACACAUCUCAUUUCCUGAUUCAGAUCAGGGGAAUAUGCGUAGUAAGGUGAAACAUUGGUAUCCAUUUGCUAUGCAACUACACUGAAGGCGUAUACAUCUAAUACACUGAUUAUCAUUUAUAAGGUAUACAACUCGCUGGUUGGGGAUAAUUACUGUAUGUUUUCCAGCUUUGUAAUGAAGUGGUGCUCUUCAUCUUUUCUAUUUUCCCUCUUUUAUUCAAUGUUCUUUCUUUUAUUGUUUUGCAGGAUGAGGCAACCAAAGCUGGAUUGAAGAACAAAAAGUCAAAAAGCAAGAAGACAAAGUAAAAGUGAUAUCCUCUGAAUGCUAGUCAGUGGCAAUGCUCUCUUUAAUAUUGUUGAAAGGUUUACAGAAAGGAACAGACAUUUCUGACCUCUAUGAGGACUUCAAUCUCAAAAACGUUUUGUUGUGCCUUAAACUGAAAAUGGGAAUUUCAUGGCAAUUAAUUUAUGUAAUUUUUGUGUCGAACGUUACAGUAAGCCCAUCUGCUCAUCACCAUAAUGAAAACUGAUUAUGUGAGUCAUUUCUAUUAAUAAAAAAAGGGCUGCAUACAUGACUAGGAAAAUGCAUUAAUUUGUUGUAAAUCUGAUUUUCCUUCUCAGAACAUACAGUGGGGGAAAAAAGUAUUUAGUCAGCCACCAAUU